AUGGAGGUCAACAGGAGCAACUUUUUCUGGAUGCUACCACCUAUUCUACACGAGGCACAGAAUGCUCGAUUUGUAGCGGUGGACGUUGAGAUGAGCGGUAUCGCACUUAUUCAUGGUCUUAACAGUAUCCAAGAUUCAUACGCCAAGAUCAAAGAGGCGGCAGAACAAUUUCAAGUACUACAAGUCGGACUCACCUUCGUUCGCUAUGAUGAGGAAUCAGCUAAAUAUACAACGAGAACAUUCAAUUUUUCUGUUUCUCCAUUGUUCCCUAAAUCUACAUUCUUUGACAAUCUCUCCAGGCGUCUCGAUAGAAAAUUUAGCGUCUCAGUGAGAGCGUACGAUUUUCUACAACAGUACGAUUUCAACUUCAACAAGGCGUUGGAUACUGGAGCUCAUUACCUCAAUAGAGAGGAACAGAGAGUCGCAAAACAGUUCUGUGUGUCGAAAGAUCCCAACAAUGAGCAUCUUGAUCCUUCAACGCUAGACUACGAGACUGAAGAAUUUUACAAGAGGACUAAGAAGCAAAUUGCAGACUUUGUUGCUGGAAGAUUUCGGCCGGUAUGA
Daldinia childiae is the source of this 564-nucleotide messenger RNA. RefSeq names its product Poly(A)-specific ribonuclease PARN. The transcript has 2 exons. Gene Ontology annotation, biological process: nuclear-transcribed mRNA poly(A) tail shortening. Gene Ontology annotation, cellular component: cytoplasm. Bases 1 to 564 code for a protein of 187 amino acids. Lineage: Eukaryota; Fungi; Ascomycota; Sordariomycetes; Xylariales; Hypoxylaceae. Gene Ontology annotation, molecular function: poly(A)-specific ribonuclease activity; RNA binding. The record is from RefSeq and is a predicted model, not a curated record.